AUGAAGAAUGGCGGUUCGCAAGGUGCCUCAGAAGUGGUUAGUGAACCAACUGUGAAUGGUGUCGCCAACGACAGCUGGCAAGUACCGGACGCCGAUACAUCGUCGGGAGAGUCGGAGAAUUCCGAGUCCAUGUUUGAAGUUCUUCGACCUGGCGGAGUUGGACUUGACAAUGAUAGCGAGCAAAGAGAAGACGGUGUUACUGGAGACUUGAACGGAACACUGAUGAGAACGCUUGUCUCCAAUGGGAACGAUGCGCUGAAGUUACUGUUUCAAGCUGCUCUCGAAAAUAAGCACGGAAACUCACCAGCCGAACUUUCCACUAUCAAUACAGCCCCUCAGACUGUGAUCGAUCUUUCCACUCCGAAAAAGGCACCCUCUGUAGCAGCAAAGGCUAGCGAACUUCCGGUGCCCUCUUCCAAGACGCUCAAAAUGUGGAAUGCAUUCCGUUUUACGAAAAUGGGAUGGUUUUCAUCUGAAGAAGCGGUUACUUACAUGGACCUAUUCUUCAAACAUUUAGCGCCACUGUCAUUAGUCUCGAGGAACUUCAACCCGAGCCAUGACGCGCACUAUAACCUGAUUACCCAGGAGCCACUUCUUUGCUGCGUGAUACUCUUGAUUUCUUCAAGAUACCACGUGCUUCCAGGGACAGGUGGAAUUGCAAGAAGCACUUUAAUCCACCAAAGACUGUGGGAGCAUUGCCAACACCUCAUUCUGAGAAUAAUAUUUGGCCAGGAGAAACGAUCAAAGGCCAAGACUCGUACAAUAGGCUCCAUUCAGGCAUUGCUUCUGAUGGUAGAGUGGCACUCGCGAGCUAUAUACUUUCCACCAGGUGCUGAUGGAUGGGACUCGUCGAUGCUGCUAACUGAAGACGACCCAAGAGACACUGAACACAGUAACCGAGCGGACAAAACGGACGAGAUCAAUGUGAAAUGGUUUCAAGAUAUCGUUGCUCCCGCCAAAACAUCAGACCGCAUGUCCUGGAUGCUUCUUGGCUGCGCGCAGUCCCUAUCUCUCGAGUUAGGGCUUUUCAACAUGAGCGGGCCAGAACACGCUACUACAACCCCCACAGACUCUAGGCUACACCCGGAGUCUCUCUACCAACUGCUUUACAUUUUGGUAGAACAACACUCAAACCGACUCGGCUGCGCCUCGAUGAUACCGGCGGAGUUUACCCCAGUGCUCUCUCAACAAUAUCGUCUUGGCGAUGAUUCCAGUAUUUUGUCGUCUUGGCUAGAUUUGACAAACCUCUCGCGAACAGUGAAUGACGUCUUGUUUCCAUCACCAAUGGCAACAAGAGAACUACUCAGGAAUGGUCGCUAUACGACGAUCGUGCGUCGUUUCAGGCAUCAACUCCGUACCUGGAGGUACACAUAUAUAGAACCAGCUAGUAAGUUCGCUGUGCCACUCCUCAUUUCAACCCUGCCUGGCCUGACUAUUUGCAACUCAGAUCUUCCAGCACACUAUCAAGAAGAGCUUUUGAUUGAGUACAACUACACACGCAUCUUCAUGAAUUCUCUGGGGAUCCAAGGAGUCAUCGACCGCGCAUUAGGCGACGUAAGGCCGGCAUCAGCACAGGCAAACGCUGCCAUUUUUAAUAUGCCUGUUAAUGCUGUCGAAUCCGAGUUCAUUAAAGAAGUCAUUGAUGGCUCAUGCGAAACCCUUACCUCUAUGAAUAGGCUUUAUGAAGCUGGAACGUUACGGUUUUGCCCUGUGCGCAUAUUCUUGCGCGCUAUCACUGCUUCAAUACUUUUAUUGAAGGCACUUAGCUUGGGGACAAGGAUAACAGAACUGCAGGCAUCACUAGCUGUUUUGGAAACAAGCAUAAAUGUUUUGAAGGCUGGUACGUUGGACGACAUGCAUAUUGCCUCGAGGUAUGGAUCGCUUCUAGAGGCAUACGUCACGAGGUUUCGUCAAGGAAUGGGCCCCCCUACCAAUCCGAGAGACUUGUCAUCAUUUCCAUCAUUUGUAGAGUGGAACGAUGGCGAGGUCGGAGCUCUCAGCGGUGCAACAACCAACGAUCUUUGCUUCCCACCAGGGGACUGGCUUUCUCUGCCACUGGACAGGAGCCUAGCUCCCUUCGGACCAUGGGGAAGCUCCUCUGAUAUCCUUGACCCAGAAGAUCACGCUUGGGAUAUUCUUUGGAGCCUGCCGAGCGUUCCUUAG
Messenger RNA from Colletotrichum gloeosporioides, 2163 nucleotides. RefSeq lists its product as uncharacterized. The coding region runs from base 1 to 2163 and encodes 720 amino acids. The record is from RefSeq and is a predicted model, not a curated record. Gene Ontology annotation, molecular function: DNA-binding transcription factor activity, RNA polymerase II-specific. Gene Ontology annotation, biological process: aromatic amino acid catabolic process; positive regulation of transcription by RNA polymerase II. NCBI's taxonomy places the organism in Eukaryota, Fungi, Ascomycota, Sordariomycetes, Glomerellales, Glomerellaceae. Gene Ontology annotation, cellular component: nucleus. The transcript is spliced from 2 exons.